AAUAUUUUUUUAGUUAUUUAAAAAUUAAAUAAAUUUACAGUUAAAUAAUAUCAACGUUUCAUUAAAAUAAUUGUCCAAAAGCAACAACAACAACGAUAAUAAAAUGUCACGACGACAACCACAUACAACUGACGAUUUCUUUUCCACACAUAUACAAGGUCAUGAAAAUAAUGAUCUUAUUUCUGGUCUUCGAAAUCAAGUUAGUGAGCUAAAAUCGUUAUCAUUAGAUAUUGGUGAAGAAAUCAAAGAACAUAAUCGAUUUCUAAAAGAUAUGGAUAAUGAUUUUGAUUCAACAUGGGGAACAUUAACAAAUUCGAUGAAUCGUUUGAAAAAAAUUGCCAGUUCCGGUAAUCAUCGUUAUAUUUGGUAUCUACUUUUAUUUUCUCUAUUUGUUUUCUUUGUCAUUUGGUUGAUUAUAAGAUUUUAGAUGAUUUCCAUGAUGAUCGAUCAUUGUUGUUUUAGAAAUUUGUAUUUAUAUUUUUUUUAAAUUGCUUUUUUUUAAUUGAUCA
Molecule: messenger RNA, 509 nt
Organism: Dermatophagoides pteronyssinus (European house dust mite)
Lineage: Eukaryota; Metazoa; Arthropoda; Arachnida; Sarcoptiformes; Pyroglyphidae
Product: BET1 homolog
Source: RefSeq, a predicted model, not a curated record